GAUAAUUCCACACUUUACAAAUUACAAUGAUGCAAGUGGACAAAACAUUAUGAUUUCGUAAAGCAAAUGAUAAAAGGAAAGAAAUAAAUAAAUACAAAAGGACAGACUCACAAGUCACAUGCGGCUGAGAUGAAUAAAUCACGGUUCAUGUGGGUCACACAUUUCAAUGCAAAUAAAUAAAGGUACUCAUUCAAUAAUUCACCACCAAUAAUUGCACUCUCAACGGGACCACCAACUGUGUCGUAUAUGUCCUCACCCGCAGUGCAAGCAUUUCUCCAUCUCCGGUACUAUGUGGAGCGACCUUCCCUUUGAUCUCCUCGCCACCGUCUUCUCCAACCUCUCCCCAGACUCCUUGGCUUGCGCCAGGUCGGCUUGCCGGCAUUGGCACAAAUCUGCCAAGGCUUUCCUCUUCAGCACAACCUCUUUGGUGGUUUCCCGCCACGACCCACCAUGGUUCGUCGCCAUGCCCAAGCGCAGCCAUGGACGACUGUGUUGUUAUACUCACAACCCAAUUCUCGACAACUGGCAUGCUCUCUCUCUCGACUUUCUUCCACACCCAGUUCGCCUUGUUAGUCCCAUCGGAAGCCUGAUUCUUGUAAGACCCACAAAUUCUACAUUCCUCCAAUUGGCGGUUUGUAAUCCGUUUUCAAGGCAAUUCAGGCAACUCCCUCUGCUAAACAUCACAAGAACUAACCCAGCCGUCGGCGUUCUUGUUCGGUUUCCUUUCUUUAUUGUCUACGUCGCAGGUGGGAUGUCCGACGCGCCACGCGGCGGCGGCGCUACAUAUGAACCCACCUUGGAAAUAUACGACUCGCGAAUUGACAGGUGGCGAAUUGUGGGCUCCAUGCCGGUGGAAUUUGCCGUGAGGUUAACUGUCUGGACACCCAGUGAGAGCGUGUUCUCCAAGGGGGUCCUCUAUUGGAUAACCUCCGCCCGGGCGUUUACUGUAAUGGGCUUUGACAUUUGCACAAACACUUGGAGGGAACUGAAUGUGCCGAUGGCGGACCGGCUCGAAUUUGCGACGGUGGUGCGGCGGAAUGGGGCGCUGACGCUUGUUGGUGGCGCGUGCGGCGAGAUUAAUGCUUGCAUAUGGGAGCUUGGCGAGGGAGAUAAGUGGCGGCUGGUGGAGAAGAUGCCGGCUGAAUUUGAGAGGAGACUUUUAGGUGGAAAGGGUACUUGGGGAAGUACAAAGUGUGUGGGAAUUGAUGGGGGGAUUUAUUUGUAUAGAGAGCUUGGGUCCGGAAUGGUGGUUUGGAGGGAAGUUGCAGAAAAUGGUGUUUGGGCAUGGUUUUGGGUUGAUGGGUGCUCUUCCAUUGGAGGAAAACAAGUGCAAAGUUUCCCAAUAAAAGGAGUGCUUCUUCACCCAACUCUUGCUCCCUCAUGCAUAUUCUAACUCAAAAAUGGUGCCUUUACUUUGCUUUUCUCCUACAAAUUUUAAUAAAGUUUCAUGCCUCAAGAGAGAACCUUUCCGGGAAGAUUUGAUUGAUGAGCGCAAAACUUAAAUGAAAAGGUAAAAGAAAUUUAUUUUGUA
This is a messenger RNA of Corylus avellana, 1531 nucleotides long. Its product is annotated as F-box/kelch-repeat protein At5g15710. Gene Ontology annotation, molecular function: protein binding. The record is from RefSeq and is a predicted model, not a curated record. Lineage: Eukaryota; Viridiplantae; Streptophyta; Magnoliopsida; Fagales; Betulaceae.